Messenger RNA from Setaria italica (foxtail millet), 2314 nucleotides. RefSeq lists its product as uncharacterized. Lineage: Eukaryota; Viridiplantae; Streptophyta; Magnoliopsida; Poales; Poaceae. Gene Ontology annotation, molecular function: glycosyltransferase activity. The transcript is spliced from 4 exons. The record is from RefSeq and is a predicted model, not a curated record. The coding region runs from base 561 to 2174 and encodes 537 amino acids.
CUCCUAAUUAGCGUUCGAACAUCCGAUGUGAUCCUUCUAAAGUUUAGUAACUCGUAUCCAAACACCCCCUUAAUCUCUAAAGGUGAUUUGGAACACGUACACGAUUUCCUAGAGAGCUGAAUUUUGUCAGGUGGAGCUGUUUUGGCACUAGAGUUGCGUGGUCUAUGGGUUAUCUAGUCAUCUGGUCCUACGGGGAAGAAGUUUCCGCGACCUCAAGACCCGACAUGACGCCUCUACAUAUAGCAUCUGAUGUGCAUGCUGAACUUCUGGGCAAGGCUGAACACUGAGAGGUCAAGUGGUCUGUUUCUGCGCUGGUGUGGUAAUGCACGCAAAGAAGAAAAGGAUGGAUUUGCCAGUCUGGUAUCUAUCAUUUUUUCUCCCCCGAAUGGUUUCUGAUUUCAUGUGCCAGAUCCAGCAACCAAAGUUCACAAGCUGACAAGCAUUACAAAAGUAGUAUUAGCUCUGCUGCAGUAUGUGCGGAGCUGUCGAAACUACUCGAAAUAAGACGUGCACUGCAAUGGCAAUAUUAGCUCUCCAGUAGUCAUGGGUCAUGACCCGAAAUGCAGAAUUCCCUGGGAGCGAGUCAACGAGCACAGAAUUCCGAGGAGCCGAAGCCGUUUCUUGAGGAGGAGAAACGGGAGAGUCCGGGUCGUGCCAACCAGAACCAGCUGCCGCCGCUUCCACUCCAAAUGAAGGCCUUCACGAAGCUAUGGCCGGCGCUCGCGGAGAGCAAGCUCGCCAUCGCGGUGUUCGCCGGCCUGUUCGUCGGGGCGGUGGUCUUGUUCUCUGUUCCGCCGCAGUUCCCACUCCAUGGCGCUAAUGUUCUCUUGCGGGGCUCGCCGGGAAACGGCGGUGCAGGUUCGCGGGCGGAUGAGACGAACGGUCCUGCACAGCCGCCGCUAGCCGAUAUGUCAGCAGAAGCUCCAGCACCCACAAAGCAAGCCCAGGAAAAAGAAGCCACGAGUUCUCCUAAAAAUUCCACUGGUAAAGAAAUUGCACCGAUCUCCGUUCUACCUCCUCUGAAGCCAAUCUGCGAUCUCUCCGACCGGCGUUACGACGGCUGCGAGAUGUGGGGUGACGCGCGCACGGCGAGCGGCGCCAACAAGUCGUCGGUCUACUUCAUCCCACCGCCGUCGCAGCUCGCCACCGCCGCGGCAGCCACCUGGAGCAUCCGCUCGCAGUCCCGCAAGAUGAUCGGCGUCCGCGAGGUCACCGUCAGGUCCCUCGACCUGUCGAGCCUCCACGAGGCGCCCGACUGCACCGUCCGCCGGAGCGUGCCGGCCGUGGUGUUCGCGCUCGGCGGCCUGACGUUCAACUACUGGCACGCCUUCAGCGACGUGCUGGUCCCGCUCUUCACGACGGCCCGGGCCUUCGGCGGCGAGGUCGACCUCGUCGCCACCGGUGCCCAGGCCUGGUUCCUCAGCAAGUACCGGCGCGUCCUCGGGGCGCUCUCGAAGUACGAGGUGGUUGACCUCGACGCCGACGGCGAGGUGCGCUGCUACCCGCACCUCAUCGUCGGCCUCCGCGGCCACCGCGACUUCGACAUCGACCCGGCGCGCGCCCCGAACAACUACGACAUGCGCGCCUUCCGCCUGUUCGUCCGGGGCGCCUACUCCCUACCGCCACCAACCGCUCCGCUCCCAUGGAGAUCGUCCGGCGGCAAGAAGCCCCGGCUCAUGAUCAUUCUCCGGCGAUCGACGCGGCGGUUCGUGAACGAGGACGCCAUCGUCGGCGCGAUCGAGCGGGCCGGGUUCGAGGCGGUGCGCAUGGAGCCGACGGCGGCGGCGGGCAUGGACGCGGUGUCGCGCGAGGUGGACGCGUGCGACGCGCUCGUGGGGGCGCACGGCGCCGGGCUGACCAACAUGGUGUUCAUGCGCACGGGUGCCGUGGUGGUGCAGGUGAUCCCGUGGGGGAAGAUGGAGCCCUACGGCGAGGGGUUCUUCGGCGCCCCGGCGGCGCACAUGGGGAUCCGGCACGUCUCGUACAGUGUCGCCGCCGAGGAGAGCACGCUGUACGACAAGUACGGAAAGGAGCACCCGGUGAUCACCGACCCCGACGUGUUCUACAGGAACGGCAGCAACGCGAGGCUGUACUGGCGAGAGCAGAACAUCCGGCUCAACACCACCAGGUUCGCGCCGACGCUCGAGAUGGUGAAGCGGAUGCUGCGAGAAUGAACUGCUGCUCUUGAUGAUGUAGCAUUGUUUUGCAAUUAGCAUACGCGGACAAAUAAUGUGUUUCGUUACAUUUGCGCCAAAAAAGUUAGUAUCUCUGUAUCUCACAUCUCAGGAAAUGUAUCAACAUUCUCCAGUUUCCA